Messenger RNA from Tetrahymena thermophila SB210, 2304 nucleotides. RefSeq names its product WD domain, G-beta repeat protein. The transcript has 11 exons. Gene Ontology annotation, molecular function: snoRNA binding; protein binding. Lineage: Eukaryota; Ciliophora; Oligohymenophorea; Hymenostomatida; Tetrahymenidae. The record is from RefSeq and is a predicted model, not a curated record. Gene Ontology annotation, cellular component: small-subunit processome.
AUGGAAUUCGUGAGAGUUAAGAAAUUUUUUCAUAAUGAUUUCAAUGUGAAAAAAUCUAAAUUUAAAGAUGAAACUAUAUUGAGCUUGACUUGCUAUUACUUUUCAAGAGAAGAUCAGAUUAUUUCUGUAGGAUUAACUAAUGGAAAAAUUUUAGAAUUUCAUAAAAAAGGAUUUGAUACCAAAUUUGUGACAGAAAAAAAAGAGUAUGAAAUAGUAGAGUACGAAUAGGUUUAAAAUUGCCAUAAGGGUGAAGUGAAAUGCAUAAUUUCUUAUAAACUGUUUAAUAAUAGAUAUAUAUUAACAGGUAGUGUUGACAGAACAGUAAAAAUAUGGGAUACAGAUCCUAAAAAAAAGGCUAUAGUGUAAACGUUAGUAGGACAUUAAGGAACUAUUAUAGCUAUUGAAUAUUCAAAGAAAAAUGAAACUUUAUUUACAGCCUCAAAUGAUAAAACUUUUAAAAUUUGGAAAUAAGAAGAAGGCAGAGAGUUAUUUUAUCACCCUUGGUUUGUUUGCUAUUAAGUAAUAUUUGAUUUUUCUAUGAAAAAAAUGACAAACAAUAGUACUUAUAUCUCUUGUAUACACUGCAAAGAUGGUGAAAAUCUUCAAUUAUAUGCUGGAGAUACUGAAGGAUCUCUCCAUAUGAUUAGACCAGAAUCACUUAAGAAAAAUAGUGUUUACAUUCUUGAAAAAUCAAAUUAUAAUUAUCACCGCUUGCAUGUAAUACAAGUAAUAUCUGUAGCUAAAGAUAAUCAACUCUUUAGUAUUGGAUAUGACUAAAAAAUUUACGGAUUCGAAGAGCUAGCUGGUAAAUAGUUUUUUAAUUACAAGAAUCCUCACAAAUGCUUAUUUACAAGUAUUUGUUGGAAUACAAGCCAUUCUGAAUUAAUUGCUGCAGAUGAAUAGGGAAGAGUUUAUUUUAUCAAUGUUCAUACUGACAAAGCAAUUUAAGAAUUUGCUUUAUACCAAUAAAAGAUACUGAAAAUAGAAAUAAUCGAGCAUUCUUAGUCUCUUAUGAUAGCGACAUCUAAUUUUAUUGAUAUUCUCAGAAUAAAAAGAGGAUUAAAAGCAGGUAAUGUAUCUGAGGCUCAUACUGGACCAAUUAUCGAUCUUUAUGCUCUUAUACCUUUCAAAUUAACAUAAAAAAAAUAUAAAGAAAGCCCCAAACUAAUUAGUGCCAGUUUAGACAAUACGAUAAGAGUUUGGGAUCCUAAAGAUAUGCAAUGCUAAAAUCUUCUGGAGAACCCUGAUAAACAUGAAAUAAGUUGCUUGAGUUAUUUAUCUUAAGCAAAUUUAUUCGUAACUGGUCAUGAAAAUGGAGAUAUAAAGCUUUGGAAUAUCGAAUUAAAUAAUUACUUGACAUUAGAUUAGUAGCCUCCUCAUAAGCAUAAAGAUUCAAUUUAGUGCUUUACUUCUUAUGUCUAAGUAGAGCAAAAAGGCUAGCAGGUGGAAAAAACUGAAUAUCUUUUCUCAUCUGGCUACGAUGGAAAGAUUAAUGUUUGGGAAAUUUUUGAAAAAAAGAGUUUUGUUCAGAAUUCAAUUAUGGGGUCAACAAUAUGUCCUCAGCUAAAAUAUUCAAUACAAGUAGAUCCAUUUAUAGAGCAUAGACCAGGAAAAUUUGAGAUUUUGUGUAUGGCUUUUGACACAAAAGAAGAAAACAUAAUAGCUGGAGGUAAUAGUGGUCAUUUAUAUUAUAUAAGAAUGUUUACUUAUGAAACAAAGCAUAUAGAAACUUAUGCUCAUUCAGAUAGCAUAAAUGUACUAGUUGUAGAAGAAAGAAUUCUUUUUAGUGGUUCUGAUGAAAAAGUUAUUAAACUUUGGGAUUUAGACUCAAAAUAACAUCUUAACACACUUGACCACUUCAAUCAUAAUAUCAAAGAUAUGCUUAUAAUUUAAGAAACAGGUCAUUUAGUCAGUUGCUCUUUUGAUGGAAAAAUUUUUGUUUGGGACUAUCCACAUUCAUCUUGUGUUGGGAAAUUCGAUAAAACUGAAAAUCUCAGGUGCAUAACUUAUGUCUAUGAUGAAAAAGAAAUGAAUAACAGUGGAAUUAUAAAGAAGGAGCUCACAUUAUAUGUAGGAACUGAUGAUAAUAAUAUAUACUCGUUCUAGCUAGAUCAUUUGCUAGACUCUAAAAUUAUUUCCGAUUAAGAUAAUAUCAGAGAUCUGUUUAAAAAGCUUGAAAAUAAUCUAGAAAAAACAGAUAAAGCACAAGAAAAAGACAAGAGAAAUCAAACAGAGCAAGAGAUUGUUGAUAAUAUUGUUGAAUAACAAAGAAAAUUGUUAAAAGAAUUAUAAAAAGAUGACUGA